Messenger RNA from Tripterygium wilfordii, 842 nucleotides. RefSeq lists its product as uncharacterized. The record is from RefSeq and is a predicted model, not a curated record. Bases 54 to 752 code for a protein of 232 amino acids. NCBI's taxonomy places the organism in Eukaryota, Viridiplantae, Streptophyta, Magnoliopsida, Celastrales, Celastraceae. The transcript has 3 exons.
GAACAGGAAUCACGUCCAAGUUCGCUCAAGCAGAUCAAGUUCUGAAGCAAGAAAUGGCUGAACAGGAACAUGAAAGGAGUUGGAAACCGAUUCAUCAGUUGAUGUUUGACUACCUAAAACAUUUGGGAUAUGAUGACACUGUUGUAGAGGAAUUCAAGAAGCGAUGUCUGGAUGCCAAUUAUCCGUACUUCAAACCUUUCGAUGAUUGGAUUUUCAUCCGUACCAGUUUUCCUAGUAGCUCCAGUGGACCUGUUCAGAUCGGGAAAGUUACUACCAUUGAUCCUACAAAAGUUUAUCGACUUAUUAGUGGAGAAGCACGUCUUGUUGAGGAGUUUGGGAAUGUUACUUUGAAUGAGACAACAGGGGGGACUAUGGAUGAUCGGAUUUUCCGCCCUACAAGUUUUCCUAGUAGCUCCAGUGGAACUGUUCAGAUUGGGAAAGUUACUUCCACUGAUCCUACAAAAGUUUAUCGACUUGUUAGUGGAGAAGCACGUCUUGUUGAGGAGAUUCAGAAUGUUCCUUUGUAUGAGAUAGAUGUAACAACUAGUGAUCCCCUUGCCUUUCCUAAUGAGACAGCAGAGACAUUUAGUGAUCCCUUUUCUCCUUAUGAUCCAGAUGAGACAAUUAGUGAUCCCAUUCCCUUAUCACCCAUUCCCUAUGAAUUGGUGGAUCCUGAAAAGGUGCAUAUGUUUGGAGAAAUACUGGGAGUGGGGUUACUACCACCUCCAUCGGAUCCUUCGCUCAAGGACUGAAGUUGUUCUAUGGAGCUGUCUUCCCUUAUUACUGUGAAAAGGUUAAGAGUUCUUUUGACUAAAAUAAAUCAUCUCAUGCUGUCGUCAAUA